AGAUGAUUACACAUAUAGCCGCCCUCCCCCUAUCCCGCCCGGUGUCUCCCGGGCGCUCGCGCUCUGAUCAGUAUUUUGACUGUUGUUUGUUGGGCCAACCGAAGAGGUCGCACGCUCUGCUUGCCUGCCUGCUGCCUGCCUGCCUGCCUGCUGCCUGCCUGCCUGCCUGCCUGCCUGUGCUCUCUUUCCUAGCUGGCUUAGGAAGUCGCAGGUGGCCUUAGGCGCUCCGUGAUUAAUCGCCCCUCCUCCCAGGUUAUUCGUUAUUCCGGAAUUCAUUCUUGCUCGACCUCUCCGGAACUGUUGCCCCUCCCCGCCCGCCUUUGCCAUGUCGUCAACGAGCUCGCAGAGCCCGCCGAAACGACCGAGGCUGUCACUCCAGAUCAAGGCUCUUGCCAACGGCCCGAGUGUGCGGACGUCGAGGUGUCUCGCCGCUGCCGUCGACGUCACGUCGCCAACGUCGUUCAACACGCUCUCCAAUGUUUACGCCACCGCCAUCGACCGGUCCACGCCGAUCCAGGAGGUCCCGCCAACGGCAAUCCCAUGCAGGAGACCGAUGCUCAAGCUGCAGACACAGGACGUCGCCGCGUCCAACGGCGCCGCACAUAACACGCCCUACCUGGGGCCUUACCUCGACACUCCCGUCACUUCGCAGGCCGUCUCCCCCGCGGUGGCCAAGCAGGUCUUCUUCCCCAGUGCCAUGACGGCCACGCCCCCGCUAUCGGCGCAACCACACGAGCAGGGCGGUGCUCAGGUCUUCUUCACCUCUGACGGGACGACGCCGGUAACCGCCCUGUCACGGGGCGUGAACCCCCCUGCGCAGCAGCAGUCGACGCAGAAUUCUUCCAAUUCCAACAAGCGGCGGACUACGAUGCCCGUCGGCAGCGGCGCCAAGCUGCCCUACAUCCACCCGCGCAGCCUCCGCAGCAUCCUCCGCAACUCGCCUCUGCCGCCGUCCAGUGCCAAAUCGCCCGAAUCUCCAAGGCGGCAGUCGCGCCGCCUGCAGGAGAAGGCCCUCCGCCGCGUGGCCUACAACAGCCCCCUCGAGCAGGAGAUCACGACCAGCCGGUACACAAAGUCCCACAUCGACCUCCUCGCCGAGGAGGCCACGCCAAUCUCCCCAUCUGCCUCGUCCUCGGAUGACGGCGACAGCCUCGACCAGGCCAUGGCCGACGCGGCCAGCGGCGACAACACGCGCGACGGCGGCCAGACGCCCGGCCCGUUCGAGGAGAUGCGCCGCCGCAUGGCCGGCAUGCACGCGUCCUCGCCCACGGCGCUGUCGCCCACGGGAGGCGGCAUCCGCAAGCGGGGCAGCAAGCGCCGGGAGAAGAAGCGCCGUUGGGUGUGGACGAUCGGGCAGGACGAGGAUGGCGAGGACGCCGAGGGUGCCGACGCAGCACCGGCAGUCGCCGACGAAAAUGUCCCGGCCCCUCCCUCGGUCCCCCUUCUCUCCAUCCCGGCUCCCAGGCCGCGGACGCGAAGCCAGCAGGCACAACUCGCCAAAGCGGUCGCCGCAGCAACCGGGGGCCAGCCACAGCAGCAGCAGCAGCAGCAAACACAGGUCCCCCUCCUGGCCGUGCCAGUGGCCCCAGCCCGCGCCGCAACCGCCAAUCCUCCCGCCCAACCUCCCACACCGGCCCCAGAAGCUCCACCCUCACCCGCGCCGCAGGAAUCCCAACCCGAACCACAACCCCAACCCCACCCGCUCCCUCAGCAACAACACCAGCAGCAGACCGCUCGGGAGCUCACCCCGAUCCCGGCCUCCCUCGUCCCCACUCGACCGUCCACCCCGGACACGGGCGACCGGGUCCCGUCCUGCGCCACAGAUGCCCGCCACGCCACUCCCGAAGGCAUGAUCGAGCCCCCCACGCCCGGCAUGGAGUCGACCACCAGCGCCUGCAGCAGCCAGCAUAGCGGCAGGGAGGAGGAGGAGGAGGGGGAGGACGGGGACGUGGACAUGUCGGACGCGAGCAGUUUCACCUCUGUCGAGGACGUCGCCACCGCCGCCCCUACUGCCAGAGACUUUCACCAUCAUCAUCACCCCUACACCCAUAAGAAGGGGACGGCGGAUGUGCUGCGCGGGGAUGCGGAUGUUGAGAUGGACGAUGGCACGCCCACCAUGACGGCUCGGCCGGUCGGAGCCGGAGGUGGCCGGGGGUGGGUCCCUUGGAGGGACGCUGCUCCUUGACACUCACACACACAAUCACUAUACACUAGGUGCAUAUUUUGGUUUGGGAAAAAACGGCAUGUAAGGGAGUUAACGGAGCGGGUUACCAUAUCAUUGCAAGGAAGGCGAAUAGCGAGCAUAUCAAAGAGAUCUGUCUUUUUCGUUUCUUGCGUGUUUGGGUUUGGGUUGGAUGUGGGUAUUGUGGCGAUACCUGAUCCACGGAGGUUUUGUUGAUUUUUUGGUUCAUGACUCGGAUGAGUUUAUGAUGGAUGAUGCGGAAACUGGGGUCUCUGGGCAGUAGGUCGGUCAGCGUAAGGUUAUGUAUAACCGGUCACACAAACACAUGAACAUACUUGCAUUACAUUGACAUUACAUAGAAACCACAAGCGAUGUGGGAUGGCUAACCUGUGACUUGUGUGGCCUUGUG
Thermothelomyces thermophilus ATCC 42464 is the source of this 2591-nucleotide messenger RNA. RefSeq lists its product as uncharacterized. The transcript has a single exon. The record is from RefSeq and is a predicted model, not a curated record. Lineage: Eukaryota; Fungi; Ascomycota; Sordariomycetes; Sordariales; Chaetomiaceae. Bases 326 to 2185 code for a protein of 619 amino acids.